UAUUAAUAUAACACCAAUGCAACCAAGAAAUUGUCGUAAGUCAUCCAAAAUUUAACACAUUUAGUCAAAAUGGAAAGUUGGAAAUUGAUAUCUUUUAUUUUGUUAAUAUCCUGUUUGAUAUUUAACGAUGCAAUUCAAUAUGAACAAUCGGAUGAUAAAGAAACAUGCCAGUUUGAUAGAGGUAUGAUGAGAACAGCUGCUGAAAAUGGAAAUUUGAAACUCUUAAAAUAUGCUUUUGAAAAUGGAUGUAUUUGGGAUGAAGAUACGAUUAUCGCAGCUGCUGCAAAUGGACAUUUGAAAUGUUUAAAAUAUGCACGUGAAAAUGGAUGUCCAUGGGAUGAAAGGGUAUCAGCAGCAGCUGCUUAUAAUGGUAAUUUUAAAUGCUUAAAAUACGCUCAUGCAAAUGGCUGUAAAUGGAACGAAAGCACAACUACUGCAGCUGCCACAAGAGGAAGUUUAAAAAUUUUAAAAUAUGCUCAUAAAAAUGGAUGUGGAUGGAAUGAAAAUACAACAAGAGCUGCUGCUGCUAAUGGAAAUUUGGAUUGUUUAAUAUAUGCUCACGAAAAUGGAUGUCCGUGGAAUGAGGAAACAACUACUGCAGCUGCCACAAAAGGAAGUUUACAAGUUUUACAAUAUGCUCAUAAAAAUGGAUGUGGAUGGAAUGAAAGCACAACAGAGGCAGCUGCAAAAUAUGGUAAUUUAGAAUGCUUAAAAUAUGCUUAUGAAAAUGGAUGUAAAUGGAAUCAAUUAAAUAUCAUGAGUGGUGCAAUAAUAAAUAAUAAUCUAGAAAUAUUAAAGUAUAUUCAAGAAAAUGGAUACGAAUUAGAUGAACUAACAACUAAUAUAGCUGCCAUAACAGGUAAUCUAGAAAUUUUAAAAUAUUGUCAUGAAAAUAGAUGUCCAUGGGAUGAAGGUAUAACUCGUGUAGCUGCCACAGGAGGUAAUUUACAAAUUUUAAAAUACGCACAUGAAAAUGGAUGUCCAUGGGAUGAAAGCAUUACAGAAGCAGCUGCUUAUAAUGGUCAUUAUCAAUGCUUAAAAUAUGCUCAUGAAAAUGGCUGUAAAUGGAAUGAAGGUACAACUACUGCUGCUGCCUCAAAAGGUAAAUUUAAAAUUUUAAAAUAUUUACAUGAAAAUGGAUGUCCGUGGGAUGAAAGAACAACAGAAGUAGCCGCUUUUAAUGGUCAUUUUAAAUGCUUAAAAUAUUCACAUCAAAAUGGUUGCAAAUGGAAUCAAAACACAACUACUGCUGCUGUUUCAAAAGGUAAUAUUAAAAUUUUAAAAUAUUUACAUGAAAAUAAAUGUCCAUGGGAUGAAAGUGCAACCUAUAUGGCUGCCAUAAAAGGUUAUGUAGAAAUUUUGAAAUAUUUACAUGAAAAUGGAUGUCCAUGGAAUGAAAACACAACAAAACUUGCUGCUUAUAAUGGUAAUUUAAAAUGCUUAAAAUAUGCUCAUGAGCAUGGUUGUAAAUGGAAUGAAGGCACAACUAUUGCUGCAGCUUUAAGAGGUAAUUUAAAAAUUUUAAAAUAUGCACAUGAAAAUGGAUGUCCGUGGCAUGAAAUCACAACAGAAGCAGCUGCUUCUGUUGGGAGUCUAGAAUGUUUAAAAUAUGCACAUAAAAAUGGUUGCGAAUUGGAUGUUGGAACAACUCGAGCUGCUGCGGAAAAUGGUUAUUUCGACUGUUUAAAAUAUGCUCAUGAGAAUGGAUGUCCUUGGGAUAAGAGUACAACUAUAGCUGCUGCAAGAAGUGGCUGUUUAGACUGCUUGGUGUAUGCUCAUGAUAAAGGAUUUGAUUUGGAUAAAAGCAUAUCAGAAGCAGCUGCUUUUAGUGGAAAUUUAGAGUGUUUAAAAUAUGUUCAUGAAAAUGGUGGCAAAUGGGAUGAAGGCACAACUCAAGCUGCUGCAGCAAAUUGUUCCUUCGAUUGUUUAAAGUACGCCCAUGAAAAUGGAUGUCUUUGGAAUGAGAGUACAACUAGAGCUGCUGCAGCAAGUGGAUGUUUAGAGUGCUUGGUAUAUGCUCAUGAAAAUGGAUGUAUUUGGGAUAAAGAUACAAUAAUUGUAGCCGCUAUGCAUGGUAAUUUAGAUUGCUUAAACUAUGCACGUCAGCAUGGUUGUGAUUGGGUUGAAGGUACAACGAGAGGAGCGGCAGCUAAUGGAACAUUAAACUGCCUAAAAUAUGCCUAUGAAAAUGGAUGUGAGUGGGAUGAAGGAACAACGAGAGAAGCCGCUGCGAGUGGAUAUAUUAACUGUUUAAUAUUUGCACAUAAAAAUGGUUGUAAAUGGGAUAAUGGAACAAAGAGUGGCGCUGCUGCAAAUGGUCAUUUAGAAUGCCUAAAAUAUAUUCACGAAAAUGGGUGUGAGUGGGAUGAAAAUACAACAAGACUUGCUGCUGCAAAUGGUCAAUAUCAUUGCGUAAAAUAUGCCCAUGAAAAUAAUUGUCCAUGGAGUAGAGGUACCAUUUAUGAAGCUACUCAAAAUGGUUUUAUUAAUAUAAUCAACUAUGCUAUCGAAAAUGAAUGUCCUAAUUAAUAUACUGAUGAAAUUUCUUUAUUUUUAUCAUAUUUAUAUAAGUGGCUAUUUACAUUAUUUAUUAAAUAAAUGAAAUUUAGUUUUUAUGCGUUUUAA
Daktulosphaira vitifoliae (grape phylloxera) is the source of this 2625-nucleotide messenger RNA. RefSeq lists its product as uncharacterized. Gene Ontology annotation, molecular function: protein binding. Bases 70 to 2529 code for a protein of 819 amino acids. The transcript is spliced from 3 exons. NCBI's taxonomy places the organism in Eukaryota, Metazoa, Arthropoda, Insecta, Hemiptera, Phylloxeridae. The record is from RefSeq and is a predicted model, not a curated record.